Messenger RNA from Melitaea cinxia (Glanville fritillary), 3624 nucleotides. It is a transcript of the gene mfrn, whose product is annotated as mitoferrin. The transcript has 7 exons. The record is from RefSeq and is a predicted model, not a curated record. Gene Ontology annotation, molecular function: ferrous iron transmembrane transporter activity. The coding region runs from base 286 to 1302 and encodes 338 amino acids. Gene Ontology annotation, biological process: iron import into the mitochondrion. Gene Ontology annotation, cellular component: mitochondrial membrane. Lineage: Eukaryota; Metazoa; Arthropoda; Insecta; Lepidoptera; Nymphalidae.
ACAGAGUAUAAAACUAUAAAUUCUAUAAAAUAAAUAGGUAGAUUAAUAUUGCUAAAUAAUUUUAGUAUAUGGUAACCCGCUACAGACAAUCGCGCGUGUUAAUCACAUCGCACUGCACGAAGUCAAUUUCGAUUGUAUGUUCUGUUGAUCUGUUCUAAAUUUUGGAUGACUGUGACGAAAAUAGUGUAGCGAAAAUGACAUUGAUAUAUUGGUAAAAAUAAAAAACCCACCAACUUACCCGGAUUGUGAUUAUUUUGUAAUAAGUGUUAGUAUAUUGUGAGUAUUAUGAACUUUGAGGACUAUGAAACCCUUCCGACCCAGAGCUCCAUCACACACAUGACCGCCGGAGCGAUAGCGGGGGUGAUGGAGCAUUGCGUAAUGUACCCUCUGGACUCCGUAAAGACGCGGAUGCAGUCGCUUCGCUCCGCAAACAACGGCAGCAUCUCGGAGACCUUCCGGUACAUGGUGCAGCGCGAGGGCCUGCUCAGGCCUAUUCGCGGCAUGUCUGCGGUGGUGAUGGGCGCGGGCCCAGCGCAUGCCUGCUUCUUCGCCACCUACGAGCAGAGCAAGCACACACUGUCGCAGCUAACGCGCCACCGGCACGACCACAUCACUCACGGGUUGUCGGGCUGCUUGGCGUCGCUGGUUCACGACGCCGUUUCAAACCCCGCUGAAGUGGUGAAGCAGCGGCUGCAGAUGGCGAACUCGCCGUACCGCGGCGUGUGGGAGUGCGCGCGCCACGUGUACCGCGCGGAGGGGCUGCGCGCCUUCUACCGCUCGUACGGCACGCAGGUCGCCAUGAACGUGCCCUUCCAGGCGCUGCACUUCGUCACCUACGAGUACGCGCAGUCCAAGCUCAACCCGCGCCGCGUGUACGAGCCGCGCGCGCACCUGGCGGCCGGCGCGUGCGCGGGCGCGCUGGCCGCCGCCGUCACCACGCCGCUGGACGUCUGCAAGACGGUCCUCAACACGCAGGAGGCGGGCGCGGAGGGGCUGCUGGCGGCCGCGGCGCUGGUGCUGCGCGCCGGCGGCCCGCGCGCCUUCCUGCGCGGCGUGCGCGCGCGCGUGCUGUACCAGAUGCCGGCCGCCGCCAUCUGCUGGCUCACCUACGAGUCGCUCAAGCACGCGCUCACCACGUUCGGACUGCACGCCGAGGAGAACAGCAGCGGCUCGGGCUCGAGCGCGGCCGCGAGCUCGAGCUCCAGCCCGAGCGCGAGCACGAGCGCGAGCGCGAGCGGGCCGCUCGCCGCCGCCGCGCUGCGUCUGGCCGCCGACGUGCCCACCUCCCUCACGCGCACGUAGGCGGCCGAGCAGCCGAGCACGCCCGAGCCAACCCGAGCCGACCCGAGCCAACCCGAGCCGACACGAGCCGACCCGAGCCGACAGGAGCGCACUCGGACACGGGACUCGGAACGCGCGCGGACGCGAGACGACAGUCAGGAAUGCCGAAGGCUCACGAUGUAUGCGGAGUGGGACUUCCGAGCUCCUUUGUCCAACGCUCAAAUGUGUCCGAUAUUGUCGAAGAUGUUCGUGUAAAUGUAAGCGGCACGUGUCGCGCGGCGCGGUCGCGCGGCUCGUCGUGUUCGCGGCCGCCGUGCGAUCGAACCAAUAUUUUUCGAGCGAACGAAACAGAAAAUAAAAAUAUAUUUACAUAAAAAUAGUAAAAUAAACAAACGUUAAAUAAAUGCCUAAAAAUAUAAAUCGUGUGACAUGCGUGCGGUCGUAUCGGACUUUAUCGUUGCUUGAAUUUUUAUGUAUAUUAUUAGUAGUUUAUGGCGCAAUCGCCCUUUCUAGUUUUUUUUUUAAAUUGUGAUUAUCAAUCGAAACAAAUUUUAUUAAUGAUUAACAACGUUAUUGUUAAUUAGAAAUUCAUGUGCUUUUUAAAAAAGCUAUCGUUUCACGUUAUAUUCUAUUCUAUAUUAAUAUACUUGCGUUGCGUGUGGCACGUUUGAACAUAAUAACAGUGACAAGGCCCGUACUGUGAGAGUUACCGUGUAAGCGAUGUGCUCAUGUAUUGUAUAUGGAUUCCGCGUUAAGACCAAAAUAAAAAUUCCCGAGUCAGCGUUAUUUUGUGUAAUAAUUUCGUGUGCACGUGUCUCACGCGUGUGCGUGCGUAAGGAUAUGUCGAGUGUCAGUGAGCCUGUGUGCGUGUCGGUGCGCACGCGUGUGUGCGUGUGAGGAUGUGUCGAGUAUUGUGCGGUAAGCCUGUGUGCGUAUCAAUGCGCACUUGUGUUGUGCAUGUGUGUGAGGUUUGUCAAAUGUACGGUGAGCCUGUGUGCGUGUCGGUGCGCACGUGUGUGUGUGUGUGUGUGCGCGCGUGUGUGCGUGCGUGCGUGCGUGCGUGCGUGCGUGCGAGUAUGUGAGCGGGGAGCGACAGCUGUGAUGUUUGUGGUAAAAUUUAAAGUAAUCUUCGUCUUAAGUGUUGAUAUUAGUGUUAAGGGUUCGCCCGAUUUUUUUUUUGUGUUAAAAUUUAGUAACGCCGAUGAUGAGACAUCUCGUGUCUUACGUUUGGAAGUUGCAUCAAAAUCACAAUAAACAUAAUUAUGUAUUUUGUAAAGAGAGCAGUAAACAAUAAUUCGCGUCAAAACACUAUCGCUUCAUUUAAUUAGUUGUAAAUGGAAUAAACGUAGUGCUUAGAAAACUUGUACAUACCAGUGGCCGGCCACUAUAAACUGCGCGUCUCAAAGACGCUUGGCGUCGGCGGCCGGGGGUCCUCGACGCUCUUUCACUUGUCCUGUUCCGUAUUAAUAUUUAUUAAACAAGUAUAUACCUACUUAUAUUUGAAAGUUCCGCUACGCAAUUGAUUAUUUAUUCCUCUGGUAUCUUCAAUAUUUUUUUUUGUGAAAGUAAACUAUGCGCGCCCCCGGUCUCCGCUCGCAAUUAUUUUAACCUCCAUGAUUGUUAGUUACCGACGUUAACGAUUAUGUGUAAACAUCAUUUCAAAUAUGUAAGAAGAUAUUUCGUUUGAAGUGAUUCGUUAUCGGUGAGAGGCCGACGUUCGGGUGUGACCUGCGGCGCCUCAAGGCUGUGAUACUCUGAGAAAAUUGUCAAUGUAGAUAUAUUUGUAAGUGUGACGGUUUCUGACGCCCCGGCGCGCCGGAGAUCGAGGACACCGCAGCCCGUUACGUUUUAUUUAGAAAGAAACAAUAUUCGUUUUAACAUUAAAACGAUCCAAUUAUCUAAGUAAUAUGUUUUGAAGGUACGAAUCAACCGCCCGGCGGCGAUGCGACUAUUGCGUUUAUUUCACUCGACGAAGGAAUCCUUCGUAUUAAUGUAAUAAAUAAAUGUAUUGUAUAUUAGUUGGAGCGUCGCGAUCUGCUUGUGACGCGACGGGGCGACGCGGAGCGAACGUUCCUCACAACUUCAAACUCAUCGAACAACAAAGUAAAGAAAUGUCAUCGCAAGUUGUGCGGCGCGCGCUUCGCGUCGUAGCGUCGCGAGCAGGGUUUAUUAUUGUUUGUGUAAAUUGCUUUUAUUUGUAUUUGUUAUAUUUAUGAGUUGUAUAGAUGAGAACGAAAUUGAAAUUUAUAGUUUUAAGAGUUACGUAACUGUACAGGACGCGCUCCGAGUGAUCGUUUAUUUAAAAAUGUGAAAUAACAGAAAUAAAUGAACAGUUAGACAAUA